GACCAAUAGGAGAGCUCGUUUUGGCGUGACGCUUUCUUUUGUAAACAACAACAAACGUGAAUUGAGAUCUCGGCCGGCGCUGUAAUUCUGGACGUACAAAACUGUCAUUCUAACGACUGGCUGGAAAAUCUUGUAGAGGAUGACCAUCGACAAGGGGCGAGGCCCCCCCUCCCCUCCUCUCCAUGUUCAUGUGGAUGAGGUCACUCCGGUCCACGUUCACAUCAAGAAAGGGGCUAAGAAAUCAGCUACAGCUCGAGCGGUUGAGGAAAAGCUGAAGGAGAGCAAAGCACAAAGCAACCGUAGCUUUGGGGUGGGUAACCUCAGACCAACAGCCUCCUCCAAAGAACCCUGGGUGCCGGCUCCUGGCAGGUCCACCAAGGGAAAGAAAUUCUCCUGGCAGGCAGGAACGCAUUCACUGGAGAUCAACCCACCGGAGAGAGAUACAGUGCAUGCCACAAUGCGUAUGGAGGACCUGGAUGAGGAUUAUGACGAUGCACGAUUCGGCCAAUAUGAGAAGAAGAUCGACAGCCUCAUGACAGAAGUAGGCACCCUGAAGACAGAGAGGAAGCUGGAGCGCACCAAGCGUGAAGCGGAGAGGGCCAAGGAAGAAUUGGACAUCUCCAAGCGUCUCCUGGAGAACCAGGAGGAGGAGAUAAUUGACUACAGGGAGGAGCUCAAGAUGACUGAACGAGAGAAUGAGAAGCUCAGACGCUCCGUGGACGUGCUCAGGAAUGAUACAGACUUCUCAAGGGCUGAGAAGACACUCGUCAGCACUGAGAGGGAGAGACUCCUCAAGAAGCUGGUGGAGGUGGAGCUGGAUGCGGAGGCUGCCUCCAAGCAGGUCACUCAACUCAGGGAUGCAGUACACAAACUCAGAGAGGAAAAGAGGAUGUCUUCUCACGACAGCAAGAUCUUAGGCAAGCAGCGAGAGCUACUCCUGCAGAAACUUGAAGACUUUGAGAGAACCAACACAACGCUCAGACAAAUGCUACGGGACCAGCACAAGUCCGAGGCAAAACGUGACCAAACUGAAGAACAGCGCGACGUCCUGCUCCGCAAGCUGACCCAGUCCGACGCGGCCAACCAACGCCUGCGCGUCCAGACCCUGGAGAAGGACGAAGAGGUCCAGACCCUGCGCGACACCUUGGCCUCGGAGCGGGAGCAGCUGCGAUCGGUGACGGACCUGCAGACCUCGGUGGCGGCCACCCGGGGACACCUGCAGAACCAGCUGCGCAAGCGGGAAGGCGACUGCAACCGGAUGGCCGUGCAGCUGCGGCAGAUGGAGAACCGGCUGGAGCAGCAGCAGAUUGAGGCGGACCACCUGCAGGGGUUGCUGACGGCGGCUAAAGGGAAGGCCGGCGCCGACAAGGAGGCCCUCAAGAGAGCCACAAGAGUCCAGAAAGACCGUGCCACACGGAGCGAGGAUGCCGUGGAGAAGCUGAACAUGCAGCUGCUGGAGACGGAGACCAGGCUGGCCGACUCCGCCAUGGUUGGAGAUCAGUGGAAAGCCCGGGCCGAGAAGUUGACCAAGGAGAAAUUGCAGCAGGAGACUCAGAAUGCUGCUCUGAUAAGGCAAAUGGAUGACUUGGAAGACAAACUGAAAGACGCUGAAAUGAGCUCACGGGUGACAGCAGAUGACCUGAAUCACAAGCUACACGGCAAGUCAACUGAACUGGCCACAUUCAAACUGGAGAAUGACAGACUUAAGUCAUCUCUAGCCACUGUUCAAGACAAGUUGACCUUUGCCACGAGUGAGGUGGACCAACUCAAGACCAGUAUUCACGAUUAUGAGUCCCUGGUUGGCGAGUACAAAACACAGCAUCCAUUCUCCUAUUUUAAGCACAGAUCAAGGAUGAGUAAAUCUCGUCGGGAGGCUCUGGAUACGUCCCUCCAGCUGGAGCAGGAACAGCAACAGAGGAGCCGCAGGGAGCAAGAGGCAGGCAAGGAGAUGGAUAUUCUGAGGAACCACCUCGAGCGGAGACUUCAAGAGCUGGAGCCCCUGCCAGAGCAGCUGCGUAACUCUGAGCAGAAGCUCCUGGAGGCCACCGAGAAACUACUCAGCCAGGAGAGACGGUUCUCUGAGCAGACGAAGGUCAUCUCGGAUCUCUCAACCAAGGUUGACCAUCAAGCUGAGCAGGUGGAAGCAAUGAGAGACAAAUGGCACACAGCACAGGAUGAGAACAGGUCCCUGGCUUCCCAAAUGGAGUCCUUCCAAAGGCGACUACAAGAAGCUGAUGACCAGAACAAGGAGCUGCAUGCCAUUAUUGCCAAACGGGAAGAAACCGUCCACCAAAACCAGUUGAGAAUAGAAGACAAAACGCGAGAGAAUUCCAGCCUGUCCCGGCAGCUUGAGCAGGCCAUCAGCGACAGCCGGCGCUUAGAGGAAGAAUCGCGGGAGAAAGCCGUACAGCGAGAGCGCAACGCCCAGGCUAGGAUCCUGGACCUGGAGGCACAGCUGAACCGAGUCAAGGGGGAAAUCCACCAGUCCAAACGAGCCAAAGAAGACGCGGAGCGUAAGUUCAACUCCCAGCUGUACGACCUGAAGGAUCGCCUGGAGCAGUCACACAGCACCAACCGCAGCAUGCAGAACUACGUCCAGUUCCUCAAGAGCUCCUACGCAAACGUCUUUGGUGACACCUCCCUAUCCGGGUCCCCUCUAAGGGGCCACACACCAUUAAGGACAUGACAGGGUGGACCUUAGCAUUAUCAGAUAUAGGGGUGUACUAUGGUCAGGCAGAUGGGGGUGGAUAAAAAAAGCAAGGCUUUGCAAGUGGGCUUCAUCGCACAUGUUAAUUUUGCCCAACUUAUAACUUAUACUGUGUAGAAGAAAGUCCAUUUUAUUUUUAGAAUUAGAGUCCUACACAACUGUUAUGAUUAAUUUUGGUCGACAAAGAUAUACACACGCUCAAUUUAAAGUUG
This is a messenger RNA of Patiria miniata (bat star), 2919 nucleotides long. RefSeq names its product outer dense fiber protein 2-like (gene odf2). Lineage: Eukaryota; Metazoa; Echinodermata; Asteroidea; Valvatida; Asterinidae. Gene Ontology annotation, cellular component: centrosome. The transcript is spliced from 18 exons. Gene Ontology annotation, biological process: regulation of cilium assembly. Bases 140 to 2686 code for a protein of 848 amino acids. The record is from RefSeq and is a predicted model, not a curated record.